This is a messenger RNA of Gamsiella multidivaricata, 3304 nucleotides long. RefSeq lists its product as uncharacterized. NCBI's taxonomy places the organism in Eukaryota, Fungi, Mortierellomycota, Mortierellomycetes, Mortierellales, Mortierellaceae. The record is from RefSeq and is a predicted model, not a curated record. The transcript is spliced from 3 exons. Bases 107 to 3304 code for a protein of 1065 amino acids.
UUUCUUCCUCUAUCUAUAUUUCUAAUCUCAUAACCUACCAUUACUAUACUACAUCCUCCGUUCAUCAAGGCCACAGCUCUAUCCCUUCCCUUCCUUUCAUCUAGCCAUGAACUAUCUGCUCCCGUUAUGGCUGCGUCAAUACCUAAUGCAGCGACAGAAACGAGAGAUACCCGAGGACGUCGCUGACCAACUCUUGGCUAUGUCUGCCCAAGCACUCACCCAGCGAGACCCAAUAACACUCGCCCAGCCAAGGACCCGCUCCAUCCAACAGUCCUUCGGCACUAUCCUCCAAAAGUCCUCCUCCUCCACCGCCGCCACAUCCGUAUCGUCCUCCCCGUCCUCGACGACCACACGAACAAAGUUCCCGUUCUCGUCAACGACCACUGCGUUCAAGAACCUGAGCCCCCAGGACCUGGCUCCGCUCAGUAGUCAAGAGAUCGUCCGUCUGACCAUCUAUGUCAUGAAACGGACUCGUCUCGGUUUCGCGGAUCCCCUCACCAGCGAACGCGUCCACACUGAAGGCGAAAAGCAACCCUCUACUUCUACACCGCCAAGAUCAGGAAAUGACGGUAGAGGAGGAGGAGAAGGAGAAGGGGGAGGUUCGACAGCGGCACAGGUGUACUUGACAAAGGACUUUCACAUCGGAAACAGCGUCCUCCACAACCGUCGCCACCCCACCACCCCGGCCACACAUUCUCUCCUCGCCCUCGCCACCUUCUGCGCCCGCGCUUCCGGAUCGAGAGCAAAAGUCUCCUCGACUCCCAACUCUGAGGCCGCGAUGGCGUCUAUGGUGGGCGCGAAAUGGCUCGCGAAACUGGGAGAGGUCAUGUUUGGAGGGCCCUGUGCUCAUGCGGGACAUGCACAUCAUCGACGGACCCGUGCUAGCCUCGACUUGGUGGAGCGACAGAGUGCAGAACUUGGGCGGUCGAUCUCGCCCCACGACGACGACGCUCCGUCAUCCAAUUUUGCUCCGGCUCCGGCUUCGUCUUCACCUUCGCCUUCGAAGAGACAAUCGACGGGCUCCGCGUCGCCUGUGACACCAAGAACAGGAUCUAGGACCGAUAAAUGGUGCAGGCACUGCUCAAGAGCCAUGGCCUGCCUUGUCAUUGCCUCCCUAGAAGAAUCGCCCGCAGGAGCUAAGCCCGAGGAGGUGGCUGCAUUCGAAGAUUCGGGGUUCGGCAUGGCGUCCGCAGGACCUAGGAGCGUCAAUGUCCCAGGUCCAGAUUCGCCGCCCUCGUCUUCGUCUUCGUCUUUGACCACUAACCGGAACAGCACCAUUGGCAACAGCGAGCAACACGAUGGGAACGACCCUCACCCGAGACUCAAACAUAAGGAGGGCAAGGCGAACCACGAUCCUCAGGCAUGGAAGCGUUCAUCGUCGCCAUCUACUGCCUUCGACAGGUCGCAUGAGCAUGAUGAUGAUGCGUAUGCGGCACCCAGCAUGCAGACAAGAAGUCCCAGAGCAUUACCUGUGAGCCCACCGAUACCGCUGCCGACUUUGUUGUCGUCGUCUCCACCCUCAAUGCCCAGCUCCGAGUUUCCGGAGACUUUGGAUUCGGCACUUGGAUCGAACUCGACGGAACCUUCGACGCCCAAACGAACCGACGGUGCUUCUUCGUCUCAAAAGAAAUUUAAUCUUCACCAGACUUUGAGUCGAUCGAAUAGCCAGCACCAGCGCCAAGAGGAGAAGGCUUUGAAUGAGAGUGAUCUGGAACUCGUGAUUCUCCCCAAAAGCGCCUCGGCGUCGGCGGCGACCUCGAUACCCACGUCCCCGGGAUCAUCAAGUGCCAGGUCAGACAUUAGUCCACAUCCUGACACCGCAACAACCCCUGGGCCUGCCUUUGCAACGGCGCCAGCGGACAAGGACGAGCGAGCUGUAGAAUCGAAGACGGAACCAGAGUCGGAUCUCGCAGAAGCUCUGACAGCAUCUUCUGCCGUCUCAAUACCUUCUUCGGGGUUGUCUCUGAAAUUGUCCGUCCCUGCAGCUUCGCUUGGAAUCCAUCCGAGUCUGGAAUCUGUCCAUGAUGCGGUUGCGUCGCAUUCGCGAAGGACCAGUGCCACGCCCUCUAGAGAAUCGAAGGAUGAAAUAGGGAUGGAAGGUGAGAAUGAAGAAAAUCCUGAUUCACUUGCGGGAGACAAGCCUAUACAAAGAUCGUUGUCCCAAUCGAGAGAGUCGUCGAUCGUGGCAUCGUCAGUCGUGUCGUCUACCUCCGUACCUGCGAGCCCACGCGUUCCAUCUCCUUCCUCAACGUCUUUGUCGUCGGUGAAGAACGACAAUGAAAAGGACGGACACGAGACCGAGACCGAGACCGAGACCGGUACUGUCGCCGGUGCCGACGGUAGCGGCGGCGAUGUCUCUGAGACGCAUCACCACAGAUCGUGUAAGCACGCAUCGACAGACACGUACGCUCGAGAGGUCGAAGAAUCCAUGCGCCGAACCCCACCCUUAGACCCUGGCCGGCCACGCACUCCCUUAUCCUCCUCUUCGGCAGCAGCAGCAGCAGCAAUAGAAACAGAGCUCAGGGAGGCGAAAACACCUGAUGGACUGCUGACCUUGCACAAUGACGAGGUCAACGAUAGCGGAAGCAAUGACGAUGCUCUUGAAGAUGGAUCCUCAGGCAACGAGCAGGACUCACCGAAAACGCUCGACCGCGGUACCGCUGCCGAAGAACCAGCAGAACUACAAGAAACCACAUUUUCCUUGACUGACGACAAGGAUACCGAUUUACGCCCACGAUCGCCUUCUUCCACAUCGACAAUUCCGGCCAAAAGCAACGUCCAGCACAAUAUCAGCAACACCAGCAUCAGCACCCGCGACGACAGCGACGGCCACCAUUACCACCCCUCCAUGGCACAGGUCGAUCAAGACCUCGAGAACGAGCACGAUCAAGAAGACAACGACGAGGACGACGAUGAUAGUGAUGAUGACGAAAGAUACAGCGAUGCCUCCUCAAGCCCAUUCACAUCCUCCACAAACCUCCUGUUCGACUCUGCCACCGCCUCCGACUCCAGCUGCCUGACCUCGCCCAUCUCCCCGACCACCCUCACCUCGGACCCCAAGCCCCUUGACGAACACCAGCAACGAAAACUCGAGAAGCGCCUGCGCAGGCGUCGCCAGCGGCUCGUCGAUGACGCGAAACGCAAACAAGAGCAAUUGGACAAGAUCACGGCACAACUCGAGCACAGGACACUGGGUAAGAUUCGUGAGCAGGUCUCCUUCUGGGAGGCCAAGGGCGUUCUCGAACAGAAGGUCGUUCCUGUUGUUGAAGUUGGGGAGGACGACGACGACAACAACGGCAAAUGA